AUGAGCAGAAACUCUUCAGUAUCAACUUCGUUGACAGCAACAACAACGGAUACCGAUAACGAGAGCCCGAUGCUUGCUACUAAUUCACUGGACAUAGAUUAUAAUUUAAAAUUACGUCAACUUCUUCAGCUUGAUGAUUCUCAUGACUCCCAACGCAUUGCGGAAACCUUAAUGGAACGUGGACGACAAGCUCUACGAGAUCGUGGAGAUGAAUUACCAUUCGAUUCGAACGUUUUUGAAAAGCAUAUGUCAAGAAGCCCAAAUGAGCUUUUAUCGAUUUUAAAACAAUACAAUGAGCUACUAUUGGAAAAAGAUGUUCAUGAGGAAUGGUUUCAUCGAUUCUUGCUGAAACUGCGAGGUCAAUUCCACGUUGAAUACGAUUCUAUUUUAACACAAUUAGCUGAGUGUGGUUGUUUUAGAUUUAACAAAAUCAAUGCAGUGUUAUCUUUAAUAGUUCAAUUCUUCUUUAAAUUUGGAGCUGAUUCCGACGCAGAUAAUUUGCUAUUGAAUCAAGUAUUUGAUUCAAUGCUAAACGAAGGUUAUGAGUCUAUUCAAACUUACAAAGACCAUCUUCGAGACGAUCUAUUGAAAAUUCAGAUAGAGAACGACCAAAAUGCUUUAUAUUUAGCUUUGAGAGAUUAUUUUCGUUCGUCGUUGCUCGACUUAUUCAAGCAAGCACAGAUUGAUGCAAAUGAAACCGAAGCAUUGGAGACGGUUUUGAAUUGCGUUAUGAAAGCUGGAUGGUGGAAAGGUGUUCGUGAAGAGCAAGUGAAGCAAAUCACCUCAAUUAAUAUCAAUGCUUUCAUUAAAAAACUGAAAGAUUACUGUACGGAAAAAAAGAUUCCUAUACCCACCGAAUUUGCUAUGGCUAAUAACGAAGAAGUUGAACAAGCACCAGAGCCAGAACCAAACGAUGAGCAUCAAGUUGUUCUUAUGUGUACUAAAGAGGCUAAAAAACAAAAUCUAUCUGAUCUAGUCACUGCAGGUGAACUAACGUACAUCAAUCAAGUUUUUACUCAAAUAAUAGAUACUAUUGUCAAGGCUUAUGCAUCGAACAAAAGGUUUUUAUCAUUUAUUAGAAGUUGUUUUACACCAAUCAUGUACCUCUUGAAAAGAUGUCAAAAUUUAGACGAUUUUUUCAAAGGUUUACAUCGAGAAUAUUCAAAGUGUAAAUUGACUGUUCGUAAACCGAAAUUAAGUCUUCGUAUGUUAAUACAUAUUAUAUUAUCCAAUUCGGAUUUGUCAUUGUCAAGGAAGCUGAUGUUUCUUCUAAGCAAAAGAAAUCCUGUUCCAUUACUUCAGCUAUCGUCAUCAAAUCAUCAAAAUGACUACGUAUUCGUUUCAAGUAUCACUCAUGUGUGGGAUUAUUCAAAACCAACACUUCUUUCAUUUGGUAUCGGUCCGUGUAAAGGCAAAUCAACAAUUCUUAAUCGAAUAUUCCUUUCGUCGUUCGAGCGUUCCAUGAACAGUAUCUAUUUUCAAAAUACAAUCGAUAUUGAUUUUGGUUCAAGUUUUCUCAAACCACGAUUAGCAAAUAUCGCUGAUGUCCAUGGAUCGAUCGAGAAAGCGUUAUUAGAACGUAUCCAUGAACUCUUUGACGGAUUUCUUAUUCAUAUUCAAUACGAGUAUUUCCAAAAUAAUCGCGAUUCCUGUGUCGAUAUUCUAAAUAUAGUGCAAAAUAUCCAAAAAUAUUGCUUAUUAAUUAUUCGUGAUUGUCCAAUCGAUGAUGAUGAUGAUGAUGAUGACGAUGAUGAUUCUGGAGUAAAUUUACUGCCGGAGAUCACUGACUAUAAGAAGGUCUUUUUACGCAAUGUUUCUGAUCAAAGUAAUCAGAAAAACGAAGAUAGUAUUAAGACAUUGAAUGACAUAAUUUGGAACGAUUUGGCAGCGAAUCCUCCGCGAGUUUCACCUUCAAUUGAAACCGUUUUGGAAGAUCUAAUGGAUGAAACAUACAAACAAGAGACACAUGAAGUUUUGAGAGCUAUUUCACCACUGGAACACGAGUUAAUCAAGAUAGCUGAUGGAAAAGUCGCCGUGGAAGCCUAUUUUCCUGAAUAUUUAAUAUUCGUUAAAUUAUGUGAAUUAAAAUUACAACUAGCAAAUUUUAAUUUCUACGCCCAUCAAAUUGAUGAAGAUGUCGACAAAGUUCGCCGUGAAAUACUCCAAAAAGAGCAUGAAUUACAAAAUGCAAAAACACAUCCAAAUCGUAUUCACCAAUUAUUUUGCGAUAUGUUAAACGCGCCCAAUACGCUGGUACCCCUAGAUUUAUUGAUUGCCAAAUUAAAACAGGCACGUACUAAAUACGUAUCGCAGGCGGAUAUGGCAAGCAAUAUUUCUUUAGAAAAGAAACUAUCUAUCGAUAUUCUGUGGCGUAAUACUAUUCUUUGCAGUGAAUACGAGACAAACGAAGUACAACAACAUCUUCGAACGCAAUAUUCAGAAUAUAUAAAGGCUGGUUUUCCGUUUGAAAUUAUCGACGGUGAUAAUUUGUACUUUCAAUAUUCAUUUCUAUAUGGAGCUUUACAAACUUUUCGUAGCUAUCGGACACUGGUUAUUAGUAUCAUCGGACCACAGAACUCAGGUAAAAGUACUCUAUUGAAUUAUAUGUUUGGAACUUUGUUUGAUGUCCGUGAUGGUCGAUGUACACGUGGGGUUUACGGAUCUUUGGUUAAAACCAAUCGAACUGAUUUUGAAUACAUCAUGUUAAUUGAUACGGAAGGUUUACUAGGCAUCGAGGGACGAAAUAUUGAAUAUGAUCGACGGAUUGUUCUAUUCUGCUUGGCCGUUUCACAUGUAGUCAUUCUCAACAUGCGUGGCGAGAUAAGUAAGCCAAUAGAGACAAUCUUAACAUUAUGUGCUGAGUCUUUAAAUAAAAUGGGUAUUACGCACAUGCCUGCGCCGACUGUUCAUUUCGUUUUGAACCAGCAGGCCGAUCCCAAUAUAGAAAAUAACAAAGCAGCCAUUAAUAAAAUUACUACUCAAGUCCAAAAUCUUGGUUUAGGUGAAUCUAUUAUUGUCAACGAAAAUACCUUUCAUGCGCUUCCAUCAGCAUUUCAGUCCGUGGGAAGGACACUUACAUCGAACGAACACCUUCCUAGCAGAUCAAACACUGUCUUCGAAUUCAUGGAAUGUGUUCAUUCACUGUGUGGAAAAAUCAUUGAUUCCGCUGGAUCGUCCAUAACUGGAAAAAACGAACUCUUUUACCCAUUACAAUGGUUAUCGCUAUCACGAACCAUCUUUGAUACAAUACAAAAAUUCGCCGAUCUUACUUGCUAUCAAGAUAUUCAUGAGAGAAAUCUAGACAAAACUCUUCGUGAACACAUUCAAACUGAACUAGCGAACGCUUUCUCGGAAGCAUGUCGCAGCGAUUUAAUUAUUCAAUGUUCUGAGAAAACCGAACAAGAACUUCGAGAUUUAUUCGAAGCACAACGACAAGUCAUUGAUGAACGAAUAGGACGAAAUCUCGAAGAACAGUUCAAUCUAUUGAAAGUACCGGGUACACUUCGUCGGCGCACGAAGGAAUUCUUGCACAUACAAGUUAAGCAGAUGUUCAAAGCUUUACAUGUUGAGACGAUUGCAGUCAAUGAAAGAAAAAAAGUCGAAGCACUCAUUAAUAAAGGUAAAGAUGAGCUGAAACAGUUAAUCGAGAAGACAAUUGACAAUGAACGAAGAAAAACGACAACUGAAAGAAUGCAAACCGAUAGCGCUAGAAACCAAUUCGAUGAAAUGUUCGAUAAAAAAAUUCAAACCAUCCGUUCCGGAUUCAUCCCAGAAGAACGUCUCAAACAAGCUUACACAAAUAUCUAUGCAAAUUAUAAUAUCUACGAAAAAGAAUGUCUCUUCAAAUUUCAAGAUAUGUAUUCUGAACACUUACGAUUUCUCUCAAACCCCAAUCAACCCGAAAACCAAUUCAUUGCACAAUUUCUAACAGAAGCGUAUAAAGUAGAUUCAUUCAAAGCUCAUCACUACAAUCCAAAUACGAAUUACAUUUCAGACAUGAUCAACAGCCUUGUCUAUCUGAAUAAAGACUUACUAAAGCAAAUCUUCGAGGAAUGUUCUACAUCAUCAAACGACUUUCAAAUGAAGAUCAGAAAUGAUAUUCAAAAGCAGAAACCUAUUGAACAAGCUGAUUCGAAAUUAGACGAACGUCAAAUGUAUCUUCCAAUAUCAACCGUUUUCAAAGAAGUUAUCAAACAAAUCACGGCAGUCAUGCAUUCGCUGGAAAGUAAUGGCGUCAAACAAAUUCAAAUGGCUCUGAUACAAAAGAUUGUCGGUCAAAUAAAUUCCUUGAUCAUCAAUGUCAACGCCGAAUUAUCUCCAUUUUGUCUAAGUUUAUCUCGACCAUUGAAAUCAACAUUUCAUUCUUGUGCAGUUAUUUUACUUACGAAAUAUUAUUACAACGAACAAAAGAAGUACUUCGAUGAAACUUUAUCGAGUUUAGACAUGAAGAAAAAAGAUUUCAAACUAUAUUUUACAAAUAUGGUUGAUCGUGGUACUGAACUGGAUAAAGAAUAUGCAAUAAAACUUUGUAACGAUCUAAAAGAAGGCUUUAUUCAAUUAAUGUUCAACGAUGGACAAGACGUAAUCGACAAAGUAGUGAACCGUUCGAUAUACCUCAAUCGGCAAUGGAUACAAAAUGCUUGUGAUGAUAAACUAUUGGCCGAUCAAACAACUCAAUUUAUCUUAAAUUAUAUACGAAAUCCAAGAGAAUCUUUUAAACAAUUGUUCAAAGAGAAAUGGCAAGAUGUUGAAACCAAGAUUAAUCAAGAAUUAGCGUUAAAAAAAGCCGACUAUAUUAGUGUAUUAAAAGAAUAUUUUACUUGUAUGAAUAAUCUGUUGAAAGAGAUUCAAAAAUUGCCAUCUUCAGUCAAAUUGGCUGGUGAAAUAUUUACAAUUAAGGAUUCAAAUUCAUUAAGCAUGAACGAACAAUUGAAUGAUAAGAAGUGCUGUUUAACAACACUGCUAGAGCAAUACUUGACUAAGCGUGACAUACCUAGUUCAAUUGAACAAAACAAUCGAAAUUAUAUCGUUAGUGCCCAAGCUGCUCACUUUUUUCAGUCAUUAUUAAAAUCAAGUGAACCAAGUGAUGCCUUAUCGAAGAUAUUGAUAGCACUCUCCCCUUUCAAUCAAAUCUCGAUCGGAAAUUUGGAAACAUUCUCACACGCUUUAGCCGAGCAGCGCGAUGUUUUCAUUACGGAAUUAGACAAAGCUGAUGUUUGUUUUAAAAGUGUUGAUAAGCGCAACGUUUAUGAAAAUCUUUUGGACAGAGUACUUGGGUGUCCAGAUCUUUGUCCAUGUUGCAAUCGACCAUGUGACGUUGAUCAUACAAAAAUGCAGUCUAAACCAGGUUCGAAAAAUAAUGAACACCUCUGUAUGUCAGGCCAUACAUUUUGGGCAAUGAAUGGUUAUAAAUUUGAAAUAAGUGAAGAGACAUCAUUAUUCACAUGUGAUCAAAUACAGAACAACAACAUUGUCGUUGUUGGACCCAGACGUUACCAAUGGUCUCAGUUUAAAAUCGAGCAUCUAGAUUGGUUAUUCGAUUCAUCACUAAACAGACAUGAUUUGAAUGCCGUACACAAGAAAUUUUCGGCAAUAUGGAAUAAAGUUGGACCACAACUUUGUCAAGAAUAUGGAAUGACGUUUGUGACACGUAAUACAGAAAGAGCAUCUUCGAAUGCAAUCUAUACAGCACACCAUUUCGUGCUACUUUUGGAUGCAUCAGCAUCAAUGGACAGCGAAAUCCGAUGGGGCUAUCUGAUGGAUGCUGUCAGAGAGUUUUUAAAGCGUCGCCGCGAAUUGAAAACUGAUGAUCGGUUUACAAUAAUCGUUUUCUCGGACUACGCAGAAGUGCAGAUCGUAAAUCAAGUUGUUGAUGACGUCGAUUUGCAAACGAUCAAAUACCAUGAUGGUGGAACAUCUUUUAGCUCAGCAUUCACUUGUGUUUCGGAAGUAAUCAACCAAUUCAAGAACAAGUCCAGUGUCAAUUCAGUUCAUCAAAAUUUUGCUAUCGUCUUCAUGACGGAUGGCGAAGAUCAGAAUAGUUUUGAGGAAGAAAUAAAUACACUGGUCAAUACGCAUCAUUCUGUUAUUAAGAAAUUUUGCACAUUGGCACUGACUGAUCGUUGCGAAUCCAUUGAACGCCUGGAAGAAAUUAACCGUAAGAUGAAUGGAUCGUUCUAUGAUAUUCAAUCUCCAGCUGGUUUAGUUCCUAUCUAUGCUCAAAUAGCUACAAGUACAACUGUCUCGAUUAGCUAA
Adineta ricciae is the source of this 6255-nucleotide messenger RNA. The record is from the annotation of a GenBank genome assembly. Lineage: Eukaryota; Metazoa; Rotifera; Eurotatoria; Adinetida; Adinetidae.